UGUUCCACCUCUGAAGCGCAGCAGCAGCUAUGAAUGGCUGCCACCUAACAUGUCUGAGCUGAGGGUUGUUCUGCUGGGGAACAGCUGGUCUGAGAGGAGUUCAGUGGGGAACUUCAUACUGGGAGAGACUGAGUUCAACACUGAGGAAGAACCAGAUCACUGUCUGAGAGUCAGAGGACGGAUGAAAGAGAAAGAAAUAGUUCUGAUCAACACUCCAGAUCUGCUGCUCCCCAACAUCUCUGAAGACAAACUAAGAGAACAUGUAGAAAACUGUGAGAGACUCUCUGAUCCUGGACCUCAUGUGUUCCUGCUGGUUCUACAGCCUGAAGACUUCACUGAGGAACUCAAAGAGAAGCUCUGCAGAGUCCUGAAACUCUUCAGUCAUCAAUCAUUUGAUCAUUCAUUGAUACUGAUAUCAACAUCCAGAGAGGAGAGUUCAGCUUUCAUGGAGAAAGACCAGCCCUUAAAAGACAUGAUCAGAAUGAGUAGAUACAGAUAUCUGUGGCAGAAGAACCUUGAACGUCCAGAACUUUUAACACGUUUGGUUCAAAUUGUAAAAGAGAACAAUGGAGAACACGUUAGCUACGAUGUUUUUGAGGACACAGUAUCUACUUUACCAGGUGAUCAUCAAAGUCCAAAACAGAAGGAAAAACAGACUCCGAUCACAGAUGCUGUUAAAUCUGCUGGGCUGCAUGUUAUUCCAAUCAAUCCACAACCUUCACUCUCAGAGAAAACCCUUCAGACUCACAACCACGAUAAGCUCUUUAAGUUUCUUGGCGUUGAGGGCCAGAUCGUCAUCAGUGCACCAUGCUACCAGGUGUCGGUCCACUUCCCUGUAGUCCGACUCAUCGUUACUGUUGAUGAGCCAACCACCACUGUGUCGUCUGCAAACCUGAUGAUGGUAUUACGACCAAGUUAUAGGCAUGCAGUCGUGGGUGAAGAGGGACAGCUCACAACCCUGAAGCACACUGGUGUUCAGGGGGACGUUGAGGAGGUUUGCUUCUGGCUUCAGAUUGUGAUGCUGGGGAAAAGUGAGGACAAACAGACAAGACUUGAGGUGAAGAGCUGUGUGACUCUUUGUUCACCUGGACCAAAUGUUCUGCUGCUGUUAGUGAAGCCUUCUGAUCUCACUGAGGAGAACAGACGGACACUGAAGUUCACCCUGAGUUUGUUUGGUCGAGAUGCUUUUAAACACUCAAUGGUCAUCAUGACACAUGAUGAGAGAGAAACAAGUUUCUGUGUUCAUCAGCUCCUUAAAGACUGUGGAGAGAGAUGGUACAGCAUGUCUGCAGAUGACCAUACAUCACUAAUGGAGAAGAUUGAGAACAUUGUGCGUGAAAACAAAGGAACCUUCCUCACCUUCACUGAAGAGAUGAAACCAUCCUUAAACCUGGUUCUGUGUGGGAGGACAGGAUCAGGGAAGACCUCAGCAGCCAAGGCCAUUUUAGGUCAGACAGAGCUUCAUUCAGUCUCCAACUCAUCAGAGUGUGUUAAACAUCAGGGAGAGGUGUGUGGACGUUGGGUUUCUCUGGUGGAGCUGCCUGCCUUGUAUGGAAAACCUCAGGAGGCAGUGAUGGAGGAAUCUCUCAGGUGUAUCUCCCUCUGUGAUCCUGAGGGCGUCCAUGUCUUCAUCCUGGUCCUACCUGUGGCUCCCCUCACUGAUGAAGACAAGGGAGAGUUACAGACCAUCCAGAACACAUUCAGCUCUGCAGUCAAUGACUUCACCUUCAUUCUGUUCACUGUGGAGUCAGAUCCUAAAGCUCCAGCUGUUGUUAACUUUAUGAAAGAAAACAAGGAGAUCCAGGAUCUCUGUCAGAGCUGUGGAGGAAGAUAUGUUGUUCUCAACAUCAAGGACCAGCAGCAGAUCCCAGAGCUGUUGGAUUCUGUGGAAAAAAUAAGACUGAAACCCGACCACACCGAACCAUGUUGUUACACAACAGAAAUAUUUGCACAUGCCCAAAUAAAAAAGAUCAGCGCACUACAGACUGAACUGAAGAACCUCAGUACACAAAGCAAAGUCACCUGUGAUGAAGAGAAGCAGAGCCCAGAGUGUCUCAGGAUUGUGCUGAUAGGAAAGACUGGCAGCGGAAAGAGCUCCUCAGGAAACACCAUUCUAGGAAGAGAGGCGUUUGUAGCUGAAUCGAGCCAAAAAUCAGUCACCAAACGUUGUCAGAAAGCAGAGAGUGAAGUGGACGGUCGUCCCGUCGUCGUGGUCGACACUCCUGGUCUGUUUGACACAACUUUGUCCCAUGAAGAGGUUAAUGAGGAGAUGGUGAAAUGCAUCAGUCUUCUGGCUCCUGGACCACAUGUCUUCCUGCUGGUGUUACAAAUUGGCAGAUUUACACCAGAGGAAAAGGAGACAUUAAAACUCAUCAAGAAAGUCUUUGGGGAAAAUUCUGAAAAGUUCACCAUCAUUCUUUUCACUGGAGGAGAUAAAUUAAAGCGUGAAAAGCGAUCCAUUGAUGAGUACAUUAGGACAAAAUGUGAUGAAUCAUUCAAGAAUAUGAUUGACACAAUUGGAGGAAGGUAUCAUGUGUUCAAUAACCAUGAUGAAGGAAACCGUGUGCAAGUCAGUGAGCUGAAAACCAAGAUUGAGGAAAUGGUGAAGAUAAAUGGUGGCAGCUGCUACACCACAGAGAUGUUCCAAGAGGCAGAAGCAGCAAUACAGAAGGAAGUGGAGAGAAUCCUGAAGGAAAAGGAAGAAGAGAUGCAGAGAGAGAGGGAGGAAGUUCAAAAAAGACAUGAGGAAGAAAUGGAAGCAAUGAAAGGAAGGAUGGAAGAACAGAAAGCAGAAAUUGAAAAGGAGAGAAAACUGAGAGCAGAACAACUUGAGGAAAUGAAAGAAAACAUCAACAAGGAACAUGAGGAGAGAAAGAAUGAACAGAAAAUGAGAGAAGAGGAGGACAGGAAGAGACAACAAGAGGAACAAAUUCAACAACAAAAGUGGGAACAAACAGUUGAAGCUUUGGAGCAAAAAAUAAGAGAAGAAUCAGAAUCAAAGGAAACCAUUGAUAGAAAGCUGGAGGAGAGCAGAGAAGAGAUGAAAAGAGAACAAGAGAAUGUGGAGAAAACACAAAAAGAAUGGUGGGACAAACGACAUCAAGAAUAUGAACGGAUAAAACAGGAAGAGCAAGCAAAACUGACAAAGCUCCAAGAAGAAUAUGAACAGGAAAGAGAAAGUUAUGAAAAGAAAAGAAAGGAAGAAGAUCGAAUCCGAAAGGAGCAAGAGGAGAAAAAGCAAAAAGAGUUGGAGGAAAACUUCAAGACAGAACUGGAGAGCGUAAAGAAGAAGUAUGAAGAGGAGGCCAGAAUUAAAGCUGAAGAGUUCAAUGAAUUCAGAGAUAGAAAGGAAAAGGACUUCUCAGCUUUGAUAGAAAAACACAUCGAGGAAGUGAAGAAUCUGAAACAACAGCAGGAGGAAGACAUCCAGGAGAAGAAGGAGGAAUAUGACAGCCUUCAAACACUCUCAAGCCACAAAGAAAAAACUCUAAAGCAAGGUAUGGAUGAACUACAGAACAAACAUAAACUAGAAAUGACUGACUUGGUACUGAUACUGCUGACCCAAAAGAAAGAAAACAGGAAGGAAAUAAAGACAAUGCAGGAAACGCACAAAAAAGAGGAAGAGAACCUUAAAAAACAGCUUUCAAGCCAAUACAAAACUAGAGAGAGGGAAGAAAUUGAUAAAUUAAAGAAAAAGCACAAACAAGAAAUGAAAGACACAAACAAGGGACCUUCAACCCAACACAAAGAAGAUCAGCUCAUGAGAAGGAAAAUCGAACACGAACAACAAAUUAAUGCGCUGAAACUGGAAUUGUUGACCCAACAUCAACAAAAUCAGAAGGAAGAAAUUGCAAAAUUACAGAAAAAACAUGAGCAAAACUUGGAUCAAUUCAAACAGAAGCUUAUGGAAGAAAACCAAAGAAAUGAGGCAGAAAAAAUAAAAGAACUGCAGGAGAAACAGGAACAAGAAGUGAAGGAGUUGAAACAGCAAGGCAUGACCCAAGACGAAGAAGGUCAAGAUGAAGAAGGUCAAGAUGAAGAAAGGAUGAAGAAAUGGAUGAACUGCAGAAAAAGCAUAAAAAAGAAAUAA
Anoplopoma fimbria (sablefish) is the source of this 4090-nucleotide messenger RNA. RefSeq lists its product as uncharacterized. NCBI's taxonomy places the organism in Eukaryota, Metazoa, Chordata, Actinopteri, Perciformes, Anoplopomatidae. Bases 50 to 4090 code for a protein of 1346 amino acids. Gene Ontology annotation, molecular function: GTP binding. The transcript is spliced from 7 exons. The record is from RefSeq and is a predicted model, not a curated record.